Messenger RNA from Mesorhabditis spiculigera, 423 nucleotides. The record is from the annotation of a GenBank genome assembly. NCBI's taxonomy places the organism in Eukaryota, Metazoa, Nematoda, Chromadorea, Rhabditida, Rhabditidae.
AUGGUUUCAAAGUUGCUAUUUGUUGCGGUUUUCGCGUUCUCGGCUUAUGCAUUUCCCGAUGUCUUCUCGGCGCAUACUAUUGGUGAAAGCGGGCCCUGCGGAAAUCUGGCCGGUUUGACGAAUUCUGAAGACAAAGAUGUGGCCCAUGCUGAAAUCGACAAAUGUCUGGCCGAAGAGGGCAACGAUCAAAUGAAGGGGUGUUCUGCCAUGGCGAACAUGACGAUUUGCGACGAAGGCAUCGAGCGUUUCUCGUGCGCCAUCACAAACUCUGCCAAAACUUGCGGUGCCGCUGAAGAGGAUGUAGGAUAUAUGGCCCGCACUAUGCAGCUAGGGUUGCUGCUUCUCGGAAAGGAUGAGCUGCCAACGGAACUGAAAGACUGCUUCGGCGCCCUUAUGAAAAUGUUUGAGGCCAAAGGAGCCCAA